AUGAGUCUUUGGGUAGAUAAACAUAGGCCAAGAGAUUUAAUGAAACUGGAUUAUCAUAAAGAUCAAGCGGUGAGAUUAAAAAGUUUGGUUCAGCAAAGUGAUUUUCCGCAUUUGCUUGUUUACGGUCCUUCAGGAGCCGGUAAGAAGACUCGCAUCAUGUGUUUACUACGAGAACUUUAUGGUUCUGGUGUGGAACGGCUUAGACAAGAAACAAUGACUUUUACAACACCUUCCAAUAAGAAAGUAGAAAUCAUGACUGUAAGUAGCAACUAUCACAUUGAAGUUAAUCCAACUGAUGUAGGAAUUCACGACAGAGUUGUUAUCAUGGACUUAGUGAAAAAUGUGGCUCAAACUCAUCAAAUAGAUUCAACAGGGCAGAGAGAAUUCAAAGUUGUUAUUCUUAAUGAGGUAGAUGACCUAACAAAAGACGCUCAACACGCCCUACGCCGAACUAUGGAGAAGUACGUCGCCACCUGUCGCCUGAUACUUAUUGCAAACUCCAUAUCUCGUGUCAUUCCUGCUAUCCGGUCCCGUUGCCUUACCAUCAGGGUGCCAGCACCAACAGAAAAUGAGAUUGCCUCAGUACUCCAAUUAGUUUGUAAAAAAGAAAGUCUAAAUCUCCCAUCUGACCUUGCAAUGCGGCUUGCAAAGGCAGCAGACCGCAAUUUAAGGAGAGCAUUACUUAUGUGUGAGGCUUGUAAAGUUCAGCAGUAUCCAUUUACAUCAGAUCAAAAGAUACCAGAACCAGAUUGGCAACAGUUCAUCAGAGAUACAGCUACUAUGAUACUAUCAGAACAAACUCCAAAGAAACUUGGUGAAGUCCGACAAAAAUUGUAUGAGUUGAUAAUACACGGUGUUCCUCCUGACAUGAUCUUUGCAGGACUUUUAAAAGAAUUGGUACGUAAUUGUGACAUGGCUAUGAAAUGCCAAAUUGCCAGUCAUGCAGCAAACUAUGAACAUAGAAUGAGACUCGGUAACAAACCUAUAUUCCACCUUGAGGCAUUUGUUGCUAAAUUCAUGGCUAUCUACAAAAAGUUUGUUGAAGAAUCUAUGGGUGAUGUUUUCUAG
This is a messenger RNA of Spodoptera exigua (beet armyworm), 1068 nucleotides long. NCBI's taxonomy places the organism in Eukaryota, Metazoa, Arthropoda, Insecta, Lepidoptera, Noctuidae. The record is from the annotation of a GenBank genome assembly.